This is a messenger RNA of Ictidomys tridecemlineatus (thirteen-lined ground squirrel), 7849 nucleotides long. RefSeq names its product ankyrin repeat and IBR domain containing 1 (gene Ankib1). Gene Ontology annotation, molecular function: zinc ion binding; ubiquitin-protein transferase activity; protein binding. NCBI's taxonomy places the organism in Eukaryota, Metazoa, Chordata, Mammalia, Rodentia, Sciuridae. The record is from RefSeq and is a predicted model, not a curated record. Gene Ontology annotation, biological process: protein ubiquitination.
CGGGUCGGCAGCAGAGGUGCUACCGUUCCUGCCCGCUGCUGGCCCGGGCUACAAGGCUUUCUGGGACUGGUGGCGGGCGGCUCGGAGACCGCGGUGGUGGCGGCGGAAGCGACGGAGCCGGAGGCAGGGGAGGGGAGGAGGGCGGCCGGGGCUACGCGCGCGCGCGCGCGCGCAAGGCUCGAGCAUGAGCUGGACUUGACCGUGAGGCGGAGGCAAUAGCCACCGCCCCCCCUCUUCCCCUCCCCCGAGAGAGGCGGCGCGGCGGCCAGAGAGGGAUGGGGGGCGCCCGCCCAGUCUGAGCCUCUACCCGGUGCCCUCGGCUCACGCUACGCUUUCCGCGGGCCUCCAGUGCGCACCCUGCACCCCGGCAGCCUCUGUUUAGCGGGUGCACCCAGGCGCGCGAGGAAGGGGCGCCUGUCCGGGUGGGUGGGGCGGGGAGGGUACCUCAGGACACCGGCUCGGCUCGAGAGGCAGGGGUGGCCGCGGCGGAGGCAGAAUUGCAGACGUGCGGAGUCCAGCCAACCCUUACCCUGAGCCCAAGAAGUAACCGAUGUGAAACAUGUUGCAGAAGCAUUCAAGAAGUGGCUGACGGAGAAAAGAAAAAAGUGCCACUGCUUAUUAGAAAAGAAAACAAAUCAAAACAUGGGAAAUACAACCACCAAAUUCCGUAAAGCUCUCAUCAAUGGUGAUGAAAACCUGGCCUGCCAAAUCUAUGAAAACAAUCCUCAGUUAAAAGAAUCCCUUGAUCCAAAUACAUCUUAUGGGGAGCCCUACCAGCACAAUACUCCAUUGCACUAUGCCGCUAGACAUGGAAUGAAUAGAAUAUUAGGGACUUUUCUUUUUGGUAGAGAUGGAAAUCCAAAUAAAAGGAAUGUCCACAAUGAAACAUCUAUGCAUUUGUUGUGUAUGGGACCUCAAAUUAUGAUAUCUGAAGGAGCCCUUCAUCCGCGCUUAGCACGCCCCGUGGAAGAUGAUUUCAGAAGAGCAGAUUGUCUGCAGAUGAUCUUAAGAUGGAAAGGGGCAAAACUUGAUCAAGGCGAAUAUGAGCGAGCAGCUAUUGAUGCUGUUGAUAACAAGAAAAACACACCCCUUCACUAUGCUGCUGCCUCAGGGAUGAAAGCCUGUGUAGAGCUUUUAGUAAAACAUGGAGGAGACUUGUUUGCUGAGAAUGAAAAUAAAGAUACUCCUUGUGAUUGUGCUGAAAAACAACACCACAAAGAUUUGGCCCUCAAUCUGGAAUCCCAAAUGGUAUUUUCACGGGAUCCUGAGGCUGAAGAAAUAGAAGCUGAAUAUGCUGCAUUAGACAAACGAGAGCCAUAUGAAGGAUUAAGGCCUCAGGAUCUUCGAAGAUUGAAAGAUAUGCUUAUUGUGGAAACUGCAGACAUGCUUCAGGCUCCUCUAUUUACUGCUGAAGCUUUACUUCGAGCCCAUGACUGGGACAGGGAGAAAUUACUUGAAGCUUGGAUGUCCAACCCAGAGAACUGUUGCCAACGAUCAGGUGUUCAAAUGCCAACUCCACCACCAAGCGGGUAUAAUGCCUGGGACACGCUCCCUUCUCCAAGAACUCCAAGGACUACACGCUCUUCUGUCACCAGUCCAGAUGAAAUAAGUUUAUCGCCUGGAGAUUUAGACACCAGUUUGUGUGACAUUUGUAUGUGCAGUAUCUCUGUAUUUGAAGAUCCAGUGGAUAUGCCCUGUGGACAUGACUUUUGUAGAGGAUGUUGGGAGUCGUUUUUGAAUCUGAAAAUUCAGGAGGGUGAAGCUCACAACAUUUUCUGCCCUGCAUAUGAUUGCUUUCAACUUGUACCUGUGGACAUUAUAGAAAGCGUAGUUUCUAAGGAGAUGGACAAACGAUACCUACAAUUUGAUAUUAAGGCCUUUGUUGAAAAUAAUCCUGCCAUUAAGUGGUGCCCUACUGCAGGCUGUGAAAGAGCAGUCAGACUAACAAAACAAGGGUCAAAUACAUCUGGAUCUGAUACACUCAGUUUCCCACUGCUGAGAGCUCCAGCUGUGGAUUGUGGGAAAGGACAUCUCUUCUGCUGGGAGUGCCUUGGUGAAGCACAUGAGCCUUGUGACUGCCAAACAUGGAAAAACUGGCUACAAAAAAUAACUGAAAUGAAACCUGAAGAACUUGUGGGAGUUAGUGAAGCUUAUGAGGAUGCUGCCAAUUGUCUCUGGUUGUUAACUAACUCCAAACCUUGUGCUAAUUGUAAGUCUCCGAUACAGAAGAAUGAAGGCUGCAAUCACAUGCAGUGUGCUAAGUGCAAAUAUGACUUUUGCUGGAUUUGCCUAGAAGAAUGGAAAAAACAUAGCUCUUCCACUGGAGGUUAUUACAGAUGUACUCGCUAUGAAGUCAUUCAACAUGUGGAGGAGCAAUCCAAAGAAAUGACUGUGGAGGCUGAGAAAAAACACAAACGGUUUCAGGAACUUGAUAGAUUUAUGCACUAUUACACAAGAUUUAAAAACCAUGAGCAUAGUUAUCAGUUAGAACAACGCCUUCUUAAAACAGCCAAAGAAAAGAUGGAGCAAUUGAGUAGAGCUCUCAAAGAAACUGAAGGAGGCUGUCCAGAUACCACUUUCAUUGAAGAUGCAGUUCACGUGCUCUUAAAAACUCGGCGUAUCCUCAAGUGUUCUUAUCCAUAUGGAUUUUUCUUAGAACCUAAAAGCACAAAGAAAGAAAUUUUUGAACUAAUGCAAACAGACCUAGAAAUGGUCACUGAAGACCUUGCCCAAAAAGUCAAUAGGCCUUACCUUCGCACACCUCGCCACAAGAUCAUCAAGGCCGCAUGCCUUGUACAGCAGAAGAGGCAAGAAUUCCUGGCAUCUGUGGCUCGUGGAGUUGCUCCAGCAGACUCACCAGAAGCUCCAAGGCGCAGCUUUGCUGGUGGAACAUGGGAUUGGGAAUAUUUAGGAUUUGCAUCACCUGAGGAAUAUGCUGAAUUUCAGUAUCGGAGGAGACACAGACAGCAGCGCCGUCGAGGAGACAUGCACAGUCUGCUUAGUAAUCCUCCGGACCCUGAUGAGCCAAGCGAAAGCACUUUAGAUAUUCCAGAGGGUAGCAGUGGCCGCAGGCCUGGAGCGUCUGUGGUAAGUUCUGCAUCUAUGAGUGUGCUGCACAGCUCUUCCCUGCGUGACUAUACCCCUGCCAGUCGCUCUGAAAACCAGGACUCUCUUCAGGCUCUGAGUUCCUUGGAUGAAGAUGAUCCCAACAUACUUCUUGCAAUACAGUUGUCACUGCAAGAAUCUGGGCUGACCAUUGACGAAGAAACUAGAGACUUCCUCAGUAACGAAGCAUCCCUAGGAGCUAUAGGCACUUCUUUACCUUCCAGGCUGGACUCUGUCCCCAGGAAUACAGAUAGCCCUCGUGCUGCAUUGAGCAGCUCUGAGCUGUUGGAACUUGGUGACAGCCUCAUGAGACUAGGAGCAGCGAGUGACCCAUUUUCAACUGACACCUUGGGUUCACACCCCCUCAGUGAGGCAAGAAGUGAUUUCUGUCCUUCAUCCAGUGACCCUGACUCAGCUGGCCAGGAUCCCAAUGUCAGUGACAAUCUUCUUGGUAAUAUUAUGGCUUGGUUUCAUGACAUGAACCCUCAGAGCAUUGCUCUGAUUCCUCCAGCCACUACAGAAAUCAGUGCAGAUUCUCAGCUCCCCUGUGUCAAAGAUGGGUCAGAAGGUGUGAGGGAUGUGGAACUAAUGCCACCAGAAGAUUCAGUGUUUGAAGAUGCUGGUGUCAACGAAGAUAGAGGAACUCAGAUAGAAGAAAAUCCUUUGGAAGAAAAUAUUCUGGCUGGGGAAUCAUCAUCUCAAGGUGAUGGGAGUAGUCAUGAGGCAGCCAACAAAGGUGAUGGUUCAGAUGUUUCAAGUCAGACACCCCAAACCUCAAGUGAAUGGCUUGAACAAGUACAUUUAGUAUGAAAUGUACAUAUCUGGGCUCCAAAUGAAUUGCAAGUACAGAUGGUAUGUUAGGUGGAGAAAGCUUUAUAGAGACUUUGAUCCACUUAAUUCCAGCUCAGUUAUAAACCACUGAUGUUAGGAUGGAAUACAAAGGAGUUCCCUUGAAUGGUAGCUUCAUUUUCAAUUUUAACCUUACAGGGAAUUUCUUUUGUAUUUAACUGGAUAGCUGAUCCCCAUUUUGCUGAGAAAAAGAAUGGCAGGAGAGCAAGAGAAACAAAAUGGAAUAAUUAGGUUGUAUUCUACAUGCUAAGAAAAUGCAGGGCUCUGUUUACCCUGGAGUUGGCAAUACUUGACUUGAACAUGGAAAUCAAAGGCUUACUUCUUAAUCUUUGGGUGGCUUUCCUUUAAAAAGGAAGUUUUCUUCAUUUUAGAAGUUCAUUUUGGACAGAUCUGAUAACAUGUAUGUCCUCAAUCUUUUUGUGCUCUUUCAUAACUUCCUUCUUCCCUUUUUGUCUGAGCAAUGUGAAUUGAAGUAUCCACAGCUUCUUUAGUGCUGCAUCUACCACAGUGUAAUUAGUUUUAAUUUUCAUAUGAAUCAAAGAUUUCUCCUCCUGUCUAUUUACAGUCCAAUUGUGCCAAACUCUGACUCGUGCGCUGACUGACAACGCAUUGAGGUGUGCAGCAUCCUAGUGUACUCCAGGACAGUGUCAGCGUUCUUGGGAGUAAAAGGUGCCACUUGGUAGCAGUGAUAUUCCAGAAUUUCAUGGGCUUUUGUUGCCAUGGAGACUGUAUUUUAAAUAAAUGUAGCCUGUAGCUUAAGUUAACUAAACCUAAUGCUGCUGUUAAAAACAGUUUAUUUUAAUAUUAAAAUACAGUUGAUUAGCAACAGCGGUGCUGUAUUUUAAGAGACACUUUAUUGGAAGUGCAAUCAUAGUUCUUUGUUUUCACAAUUUUACAGUGCAUUCUAAUUACUAAUGGGUGCAAUUACUUUUAAUGGUGUUUUAUAAAAUAGAAAAAAGUGGAGUUUUCAUGAGUUAUAGUAAAUCCCACAAUUAUUAAAAAAUUCAAUAAAACAUCCUGCGCAACAUGUUACCGUGCCUUUGCCUAACCUAAAUGGAUAGUUGCCAGUUAAUAAGUCAGUAAUUCAAAUUUCAAUGUCUCUUCUGAAGUAACUAUGCUAUGAAUUGCAAAGACCUCCAUGAAACCACCCAUGGCCUUGCCUUUACAGUAAAUAUAACAACUAAGUGUUCAGUUUGUUUGCCUAAAUAGCAAAUGCUGACAUGUGUUUGUUCUCUUGCACAAUACUCAUUUGCUGUGUGAUUACUGUUUAGUAUUGAAAAAAAUCAACUUCCUAGUUAUCAGUGUCUUACUGUGAAGAAAUUACUGGUCUUAGUUGUAAUUAAGAUACAAUGGUACAGUGUGUAAUUAAAACUAGAGUAAACUGUUGGAAUGGUUGUCUUACUUACAUAUUAUCAAAACUAGCAUAACAUAAGCAAAAUAGAUUCUUGCAACACUCCAUUUAAUGUUUUGCUAGAUUGUUACCAGAAAUCUACAGAAACCAAAAUUUCUGUACUGAGUUUGUACAGGCAAGUCUUAGGCCAGGUAAAAGGUUGUAUUAGUAUUGGUAUUCAUGUGAGUUGUGAUUACGGUUUUUGAUUGCUUGUUUUUUCCAAUCCCUUACUUUUGAACUUUUCUUGUACUUUAAAUUCAUAUGGCCAGGACAUUAAAAUAUAAAAUAUUUAAAGUUCCCCAGGUUCCUCUAUAAAUGAGAAUUGCUCUUAUGCUAUGGAUAACUAAGGUCCACAUUAGUUUUUAUUUCUCCAGUUACAGAAAAAUUAAUAUCAAUCCCUAUUGAAAUUAGUGGGGGAAAAUAUUAACUUAAUCUACAGUGUAUUACUGUAUAUUAAACUGAAAUAGUCCAUUAAAGGAUUUUUUUACAAAUUUAUUUUGGAUUAAAAAUAUUAACAUUAAGUUUAUAGACCAAGUUGUAAUUUUUCCAGUAGAGUUCGCAUCACAUUGAGGCAUCUUGCACAACUGCAGUGAGGUGAGGAGUUCUCUGUGUGAAGGUAGUGUUUGUGGUGGGUUCUGGUUUCCUUGCACCUUGUGCAGUAUCCUUUGUUUCUGUGCUGGUCUCUCCUGAGCAUGAAAAAUGAUCGUUAUCCAGUUUGUAUUUCCUUGGUACAUAUUUUAAAAACAACACAGUCAUUGACUUUACAAUUCAGUAAUAAAGUUUGGCAAAGCCUAUUUUGUAAACAAGUUAAUUUUAUAAUGUAAAAGAAAUUAACCUAAUCUUGACUUGUUAUUUGCACUUUCAUAGUCUAUACUUGAUACAUUCCCACUUUAUAUACAGUAGGAUUCUACAAACGUGUAGAUGUUUGGCCAAAUGAAUGCUGUUAAUAAUAUGUAAAAUUCUUUGAUUAAACAUUUAUUACUUAAACUACUUCCAUUUUGUCUCAUUACAUUAUAAACUUUGUUUUAAGCAGGUCAGGGAGCUUAAUUUUCUUGAAAUUAAAUUCCCUCCAAUAUAGUGUGAUUAAUUUGGUUCUAACAUGUAAUUGAUUAGUGCCUAAUAUUUUUACACUAGCCCACUUACUGAGCAUUUUGUAUCUCAGAGAUAAACCCAGUAACACUGUAUAAAGAUGUGUUAAAACAUGACUUAAAUGCUCAUUUUAUUUUCAUUGCUAUACCUUUAAGAGAAAAAAAUUAUGCUUUUUCUGUAAAAUCUCAAUAAAAUCUCUAAUAGAAACACUGAGAAAUAUAGAAUGUAAGCCAUGUUUUAAAUUGCUAGAAAAGGAAAAAACUUAGCCUUAUGAAUAAAAAUGCCUGCUUCUCCACCAAAAUUUUACAAAAGUAUUUUAUCCCUUCUGAAUUACCAAAACAACCUUGUGGCAUAUGACCUUCAGUACCUACAUGUAAGUUCUAGGCCACCAGCUAGUGUUUCAUGGGGUCUGCCAUUGGUUAUCACUUAACAGUCAUGUUUUAUUUAUGACUUUCAAUAUGUAGAUCUGAAACUUAGCUACCAAUGUCCAUAUGCUUAAUUAUCCCUUAAAUGUUAAUUGUAGUCACUGAUCUCAUUUUCAUUCUCUUUUUAAUCCUAAAUAUUUUGUCACUUACCCUGUUAUGAAUUAAAAUCUGAGACUUGUUGAGGUUUGGUUGUAAUGUUAAAAUUACAGUUAGUAUAUCUCUAAAGAGUAAAAUCUUGGAACCUAAAUAUUAAAUCAUAAUAUAAAUUUGGGGAUUUUUAAAAAUCUAAAAUGAUUUCAUAGGAAAAAUAUUUCCAUGGGCUCAGCCACCGAGUGGUAGUUUCAUCUCAGCAUUGUGCCAAGGGGGUAAUUACUGGAUCUCCUUAGCAACACUAUACUGUUGUCUCUUCAGUUCUUAUGACUUUCUCAUCAGAAUAGAUUUCUUUCUAGAAAGAAGCGGCUUUCUUCUAGACUAUUUUAUGAUAGUCCUUAUUUUAGGAACUGGCAGUGGUACUAGUUAUUAAAGAAAGGUGGACCAGAAAAGUUUCCUGUACUUCUCAGUUUCACAUUCAAUGACAUUAAGCUGGAAAACUAACCAAGCUUUUGAAGGAAUUGUUCUUUGGUCUUUGAAACUGUAAUUGGACAGUAUUCUUGAUCAGGCUGUCUGUCAUCUGUCAUCUCUUAGCCUCUUGUAUAACUAUAUAUCCUGCUCUGCGUGCCAAGACUGCAAGGCUUAGACAACAAUUUUGCUUGGGCCAUCUCUCAGGAUUUAUGUAAAUAGUAACCCUGAGGAAAAGGAGCAGGCUGAAUUGCUUGCUAUAAAAGUGGUGAACUCUUCAUGCUGCUUGGCUGCAGCAUGAAUCCGCUCAGUCCCUGUAGACAUCCAGGCCCAUUUGUGUUGCCCCUGUGAAUAUGGAGACAUGGGUAACUGAUAAAUGUGAUGUAUAAUCUGCAUGCUGUGCCACAAGUGAUAAAAAGUCCUUUGCCUCUGA